Messenger RNA from Scutellospora calospora, 775 nucleotides. The record is from the annotation of a GenBank genome assembly. Lineage: Eukaryota; Fungi; Glomeromycota; Glomeromycetes; Diversisporales; Gigasporaceae.
AUGGCUCACCUCCAACUUAUUCUCGAUCGUCUCAUUGUUGAAAAUCUUCAUGGGCCCAUAAAUUCUGUUUCAACUUUAAAUCAAUCUCGAAACGACGGUUCGCCAACUGAGUUAUAUGCUACGUUUCAACAUAGAGACGAUCAAGAUUUAGAUUCUGGGGAUCCAAGAUGGCCAGAUCUCUUCGUUGAAUAUUUCCUUGAUAACAGUGAUAGCAAAAAUGAUGAUUUAUUAUUCUUUGUAAGGCAGACAAGUCCUGAAAAUGAGAAUCUUGAUCCUGUAUUUGUUAAAAGAAAACCAACACCACGUGUCAUGCCAAGUCUCGAUGAUAAAGUAUUAUGGAAAGAAACUUUUUUUCUAAAUUUGAUUGUUCAAUUACCAUGUAAGUUGACGGUAGCUGUAUGCACUCGAACACCAGCUGAUAACUCAGAUGGACAAAACCAAAAAACAAGUAUGACAUGCUCAAGAAAGCAUGUAUCCAAACGUGUUUAUGCACUUCCGACUAAAUCAAGAAUGGAUAUUAAGGAGACAUCCAUGGAGUGUUCCUACCCUGUCAUUUAUUAUGUUAUUGAUGAUUAUGAGGACAUGUUUGAACAUUUGAUUGUAACUACUAAUAUUCGACGUAAUAAUAAACAUCGAAAAUCUAUGACAAAUGAGCCAUUUCCGCAAUAUAAUGAUACAAAAAUAACCUUGUUUCAAGGUGCUGCUUCUUAUACUGCUUUGUCAGACAUUUAUAAGCAGAAAACAUCAAAUAAGAUAACUAAAAGAUUCAAGAUGG